AGAGUGAACCAAUAGUUGAAGUGUCACUUAUCUAAAUCCAAAUAUUGGAUUGAUUUCCACCAUAAAUAAAGAGAAGCAGCUCCAAAUCGCAUAAAAUGGCAGAUGCUAUAGUUUCAGCAGUGGUGGAGAGAGUUGCAACUAUGAUAGAAGACAAGAUUCGGUAUGAAGUCAAUUUGGUGAAAGGCGUGAAGAAGGAGCUUCAAAAUCUUUCCAAGAAGCUCAAUACGAUCAGAAAGGUGUUGGAUGAUGCAGAAAAGAAAGCAGUGAAUGAUCAAAGCGUCAAAAGUUGGUUGAAGGAGCUCGAAAACACGACUUAUGAGAUGGACGACAUUUUGGAUGAAUGGAACUACUCUCUUCUCAAACAUAAGUUGGAAGAUUUUGCUGAGCCUGAGCAAAAGAUAGGCUGCUCCUUCAUCCCAUGUUCGUGUUUAUCUUUCAACGAAAUUUCUGUUCGUCGUGAUAUUGCCAAGAAAAUUGAACAUGUGAAUGCCAAGCUUGAUCAGAUCUUAAAGGAGAAGGAUGAUUUUAAUUUUGUCAUCUCUCUGCCUGCGCCCGAGUCUCACCGAGAACCAACCACAUCUUCAAUCGACUUCAAGAAUGUUUAUGGGUCGGACAUAUAUAAGAAAAGGGAUGACAUAGUCAGAAAUAUGAUGCAUAAUGGUGGUGGUACCCAAAUUCUGUCUAUAGUUGGGACGGGGGGACUUGGGAAGACGACACUAGCUCAACUUAUUUUUAACGAUCCUCAGUUCGAUAAGGAUUGGUUAAAAAUUUGGGUAUGUGUCUCUGAUCCCUUUAUUGUGUCUAAGGUUGCCAAAGAUAUUGUUAAAAGUGUGGGAAAAGAGACGAUUUCUCCAGAUGCCGACCCACUAGAAGUGGUGUUACAAAAAUUAAAAGCAUCUGUUUUAGGAAAAAAGUUUCUUCUUGUCCUUGAUGACGUUUGGUCAGAAGACAGAGACAAAUGGCAGCCCCUGAAAAUCAAUCUCGAAUAUGGUGCCCCAGGAAGUAAAAUUUUGGUGACAACGAGAAAUGAAAGGGUAGCUAAGAGGAUGGGUACCUCAGAUGAUGAUAUCUAUCACCCGAAAGAGCUUAAUCCUGAAGAGUGUUGGUCAUUAAUGCGUGCCAUAUCCCUUGAAGGAAAGAGUGAGAAUGAAUGUGUAAAAUUUGUGGAUGUGGGCAAGAAAAUAGCUAGCAAAUGCAAGGGAUUACCUCUUGCUGCAGUUGUUUUAGGAAGACUUUUGCAGUUCAAGGAUUUGGAAGGGUGGGAACACGUAGAGAAGAGUGAAAUAUGGCAGUUGGAGAAUGCCGAAGUAGAUCUUUUUCCUCAUUUGGUUUUAAGCUACAAUGAUUUGUCCCCGGCUCUUAAGCGUUGUUUUUCAUAUUGUGCCGUCUAUCCUAAAGAUCACAAAAUUCAUGCGGAGACUCUGAUAGAAGAGUGGAUGGCGCAAGGUUAUCUUGGCUCUAAUAGUGGAAAUUGUGCAGUAGAACUCAAAGGGCGAGAGAACUUGAGAAAUUUAGCAAUGCGUUGUUUGUUUCAAGACAUUGAGAAAAGUGAGUCGGGGGAGCAGAUAGAAUGGUGUAAAAUGCAUGAUAUAGUACAUGAUUUUGCUCUAUUUCUUAGGAAGAAUGAUGACAAGGAGAGAAGUUGUCAAGUUUGUGAUCCUUCAUUGGUUUCUCAUGUCCAAGAAUAUCGGAGUCUAUCGUUGGACUACAAACCUCCUUUUGAUGAAAGAGACAGAAUUAGUCAAGUUUGUGAUUGCAUGAAAAGUCUUAGGGUGUUAAGAAUUCGGGGUGGACUUCCUCCAGUGGGAAUGGAAACGCUGAUUCACUUGAGAUGGUUGGAUUUAAGUCGGUCUGACCUGUCAAAGGAUGGCCUUGGAAUCAUAUGUAAGCUUUAUUUCUUGCAAACUCUUCUCUUAUCACAGUGCGAGCUAACAGAGAUUCCACGAGAAAUUGGGAAUUUGGUUGAGCUAAGACAUCUUGACUUAAGUUGGAAUAGGGAAUUAAAGGAGUUACCAGAGAGCAUUAGUAGUUUGGUUGAACUGCAAAUCUUGAAGAUUGAAGGCACUGAUAUCAACUGUGUGCCUGAAGCAUUAGGUGAGUUAAGUAAUCUCCACACACUGGAAUUGUGUCAAAUUUAAAGUAGGAAGUGAAUACAACAAGUUGGGUUUUCUGAAAAAAUUACACCAUUGUCUUACUGGAUCUCUAGAAUUGGAAAUCUACUGGAGUAGUAUGAGUGAAAUGGAGGAAUUGGUUGAGGAUGCUCGACAAGAACAAUUGAAGACACUCCUCCAAAAACUUGAAAGACUCGAAAUAUCCUUUCAGGGCAUGAUGGAUGAAAUGGAGCAGUCAUCAUUUUCAUCAUCAUCAAUAUGGAUGGAGGUAGUAGAAGCUCUCCUACCCCAUUACAAGUUGAAUGAAUUGGUAAUCAGGGGAUAUAAGGGCUCCAGGCUUCCGCAUUUUAUGUCAUCGCCUCUCAACUUUAUAAAAGAGAUUGUUCUGAGUAAUUUGAGUGAGGUGUCAUCAUUGCCGGCUAUGGGGAAACUACCUUUCUUGGAAAUUCUCUAAAUUACUGGUGCCAAGCAAUUGAUGUUUGUCGGAAGGGAGUUUUUAGGAAUAGAAUCUUCAUCUGAUGAUGAUGUUGUUGUUGCAUUUCCUAAACUCAAGAAACUGGAAUUUUAUGGCUGCUCCAAAUGGGAGGAGUGGGAGGACAUAACGGAGGAAGAAGAAGAAUCUGCUGCCAUCUCCAUCAUGCCAUGUCUCACACGCUUGACUAUCAAUUUAACUGUGAGAGUUUGAAGAAGCUGCCGCAUCGCCUCCUGCAUAAGGUCUCCUCGUCUUUGCAGGUGUUGGAUAUCAGUGGUUCAUCAGAGCUGAUAAAAACAUACGGAGAGGACAAGGAAGGUUCAGCUUGGAGAUCCAUAUCCCAACAUAAUCCCCAACUUCAACUUCGCACAUAGGUCUAAUGCUAAUAUUUAUGCUUUUCUGUUUGUUUGCCUUUUUUGAGAUUGAAUUUGGGAUUGUGAUAAUUAUUUUUUUGCUUUAUUAGACGGAUACUCUUUUUCCUUCAUGGUGUUUUUCCCUCUGGGUUUUUUGGCCAUGAAGAUUUUAAUAAGGUCCGGCCUUGAGUGAUCGUUAUGUGUUCUCCAAGGUUUACGUGUUGUUUUUUAUGAAUGACCAUAUGGCUUCUUUCAA
Salvia hispanica is the source of this 3192-nucleotide messenger RNA. NCBI's taxonomy places the organism in Eukaryota, Viridiplantae, Streptophyta, Magnoliopsida, Lamiales, Lamiaceae. The record is from RefSeq and is a predicted model, not a curated record.